Molecule: messenger RNA, 1230 nt
Organism: Microthlaspi erraticum
Lineage: Eukaryota; Viridiplantae; Streptophyta; Magnoliopsida; Brassicales; Brassicaceae
Source: the annotation of a GenBank genome assembly
AUGAUCAAACAAGGGUUUAUCUCUGAUCCUCCUCUCUCUUUCUCUCCUUCAAGAACCGCGUCUCUCUCCAAACCCCCCAUAUCCUCUCCUCCUCCAUCGCCGAACGAUUCCACUCGGUCGCGUCGCUCAAACCCGACCCUUCUCGACAUGAUCUCCGACGAGCACAACCGCGAGACCAGAAGAUACCAAGACGAGCCUCGGAGGAAAUACCACGCCCGCGUGGCCAAGAUCCUGGCGGAUUUCAAGAACGGCGUGGGAGCUGGCGACGCGAAGCUGACUCUUGUUGGCAGAGACGGGCACAGAGCGACCAUGGAUGUGCACAAGAAGGUUCUAUCAGAGAAGAGCAAGUUUUUCAUGGAGAAGAUGAAGUCUCGAAGAGAGAAUGGCGUCUCUCAGCCUCACAUUGUGGAGUGUGAUGAUGUUGAGACGUAUGUGGAGACUGUGGUGUUGAUGUACUGCGAUGAUCUCAAGAACAAGCUGAUUGGUGAAAAUGUCUUCAAAGUCUUGGCUUUGCUUAAGGUUUCUUCAGCUAUAGAGUUUGAGGAGGGGAUAAAGUCAUGCCUGGAGUACUUAGAGGCGGCUCCAUGGUCAGAAGAGGAGGAACAAACCGUUGUGUCUUGUAUUGAAAAGCUUGAUCUUGCUGGUUCAACCGCCAAUUCGGUUCUGGAGAGAGUAUCAGUAUCAUCCACUUCCAAAAAAGUCACAUCCCACCUGAAUGAUCCUGGUGAUUUGGUUGGAGAGAUCUCUAGAGAAGCUGGUAACUUGCUUUGGAUAGUCGAUAUACUAAUCGAGAAGAAGAUCUGCGACGAGUUUGUGCAGCUAUGGGGAGAGCAGAAGGAGCUAGCGAAUCUCCAUUCCAAGAUUCCUGCAAAGUACAGACACGAGAUAAGCAAGAUCACUGCACGGAUCUGCGUUGGAAUUGGUAAAGGAAAGAUCUUGGUGAAGAGGGAAGCUCGGUUUACGGUUCUCAAGACAUGGUUGGAGGCCAUGUACGAUGAUUUUGGUUGGAUGAGAAGGUCUUCUUCGAGAUCAAUGGAGUGGAAAGUGGUGGAGGAUGGACUCAGCCAGAUGAUACUGACAUUGUCGUUGAGUCAGCAACAGGUGGUUCUGAUGAAGUGGUUUGAUCGGUUCAUGAGCAAAGGAGAUGAAUGUCCAAACGUUGAAAGAGCUUUUGAGGUUUGGUGGAGAAGAGCUUUCGUUAGACAGGUCAUUGUUGAGCCAAGUGAAUAG